AUGUUCUUCCCUAAGCUUCUCAGCGCCGCGGUCGCUAUCGUCUUCGUCGGCCAGGCUGCCGCCGUCCCCAUGCCCAUGCCUAUGCGCCGUCACUUCGAGAGCCGCGAGCUCGGUACUCUCGAGACCAUCCAGGCGUACAGGCGCGCGGACAUUAACACCGUCCCCGCGGAGGAGGCAACCAUGUCCAAGGACGGCCAGAUCGUGAAGUUCUCCAACUCCCAGAAGCGCGCGGCGGCAGACAUCAACACCGUCCCCGCUGAGGAGGCAACCAUGUCGCAGAACGGGCAGAUUGUCAAGUUCGCGAACAACGGCAAGCGCGCGGCCGCAGACAUCAACACCGUUCCUGCCGAGGAGGCAACGAUGUCGCAAAACGGCCAGAUCGUGAAGUUCCGCGCGGAGGACAUUAACACCAUCCCCGCGGAAGAGGCCACCAUGUCCCAGAACGGGCAGAUUGUCAAGUUCACGAACAACGGGAAGCGCGCCACCGCAGAUAUCAACACCGUUCCCGCCGAGGAGGCGACGAUGUCGCAGAACGGACAGAUCGUGAAGUUCGUCAACAACGCCAAGCGUGCGGCGGCGGACAUCAACACCGUGCCUGCCGAGGAGGCCACCAUGUCGCAGAAUGGCCAAAUCGUGAAGUUCGCGAACAACCACAAGCGCGCUGACGUGAACACCGUUCCCGCGGAGGAGGCCACCAUGUCGAAGAACGGCCAGAUCGUGCCCUUCGCCAACAACUGA
Molecule: messenger RNA, 738 nt
Organism: Trametes versicolor FP-101664 SS1
Lineage: Eukaryota; Fungi; Basidiomycota; Agaricomycetes; Polyporales; Polyporaceae
Exons: 3
Coding region: 1-738 (245 amino acids)
Source: RefSeq, a predicted model, not a curated record